Molecule: messenger RNA, 1344 nt
Organism: Oncorhynchus nerka (sockeye salmon)
Lineage: Eukaryota; Metazoa; Chordata; Actinopteri; Salmoniformes; Salmonidae
Gene: tmem109
Product: transmembrane protein 109
Exons: 3
Coding region: 264-947 (227 amino acids)
Biological process (GO): cellular response to gamma radiation; intrinsic apoptotic signaling pathway in response to DNA damage by p53 class mediator
Source: RefSeq, a predicted model, not a curated record
GAUGAAGAAGGGCAACGCAACUACUGUAGUACAUUUUGUGUUGGCCUGCCUACUUUCUAUAUCCUGGAAACUGUAGUUAGACUGUUUUUUCUUCUUUCCAUAUGUAAGACAUAGGCUACACUGUAGCCAAUAUGUUUCUGUCUGUAGAGUGACCAGUUUAGAUUGUUGUAGCAUAUGGUUAUGCAGUGAAACCAUAUUCAACUAAAUCUAAAGACGUUGGAUGUUUUUUUAAUCUUUCGACUUUACAUAAGGCAUCUGAAACAAUGAAAGUGUGUUUCGUCUUGUGUGUGCUGAGCACCGUGGUAGUUUCUUGUUCGGGAGAAUAUAGUCGCUUCGAGAAGUCAUUUAACUAUUCCCCGGGAAUGAUGCAAGUCCUCCGGGAGACGCUCACGGAUUUGUCCCAGGAGGCGCACAGUUACCUGGUCCACCUUGUUGGGGCGCGGUCUGUUGAAACUGCACAGAAGUGUUUCUUUCGGUUGGUCAAGUAUCUGGCUGCGGUAGCGGCCAGUGGCGCGAAUGUGGUUAUGAAGUACCUCACCCAGUUCCUGAGGGCAGCAGGAGUUGAUGUUCAAAUGCCUGUUAACAGUAUCACCCCAGAUGCUGUGGUCUAUAUCGGUCAGUGGCUUCUGCUGGCUUUCAUUGGCUACUGGCUGCUGUCCCUGGCCUUCCGCUUGGUGGCAUCCACUUUGAGGCGGGUCCUGUGGCUACUGAAGCUGGGUGUGGUUUUAGGACUGUUUGGCCUGAUCCUAAGUGACCGCAGCGCUGAAACAGAGACUACGGCGCUGCGAUUGGCCGGUCUGGUGAGCGUCUGCGUCCUACUGGGUAUAGGGCAUUCUGGCACCGGCGGUGACAAAACCGACCUGGAGGAUCAAGUGAGGGUGCUAGAGAGACAAGUGAGAGAAAUGGAGAGGAGGAGGAGGAGUGAGGGAUGGAUGGAUGGGAAUUGAAAGGCCUUGUUUUGAACAUAAUCUAGGUCUAGGAUCGUAAUCAUGACAUUGUACAUAACGUUUUGUUUGCAAAUGUUUUGGUAUCGUUUUGCAUAAUAAAGCAUUUGCCUUUUUUCUUAAAGAUCCUAUAGUUAUGUUGUGUGUGAAACAGAACUGACAGCUGAUUAGUUUGUUUUCAAGGAGACAGACAAUGUCAUUUCUGUUUAUUAAGGUGGAUAUGUGCAUUUCCCACGGACUAUUCUGCUAUAAAUGCUAUUGAUAUUUGUAGAAUAGAAACAUUCCAUAAGGUCUGACGAUAUGGCGUUGGAAAUCAUUUCCUUCCUCACUCCUCCAGUUAUGGUGGCACACAACACAAACAAAUUCUCUAAUAAAACAAAUACAUACUUCCUAUUACCUA